CUCGAAAUUUUUGCUAUACCAAAUUUGUUUCUUUACGGAAAAAAACCGCACGCGUAAAAACGCCGAUAGUAAAAAUUUAUUAUUUAAAGCUGUUAAAAGCAAAUUAAACAACUGGAAAAUGGGUGUACAAAUUGUUCCAAUUGCUCCUGGUGAUGGUAGCACAUAUCCUAAGAAUGGACAAGUCGUUACCGUCCACUAUACUGGUACCUUGGAUAAUGGCACCAAAUUCGAUUCGUCCCGCGAUCGUAACAAGCCCUUCAAGUUCACCAUUGGCAAGUCCGAGGUGAUCCGUGGUUGGGAUGAGGGCGUGGCCCAAUUGUCUGUAGGUCAACGUGCCAAGUUGAUCUGCUCUCCCGAUUACGCUUAUGGUUCUCGUGGUCAUCCCGGUGUCAUCCCCCCAAAUGCCACCUUGACUUUUGAUGUCGAAUUACUCAAGGUAGAGUAAAGAAACGUAAGAGAAUUUUUUGAAACCAGCAUAUGGAACUUGAAGAUGCAUUUAAUAUUAAAACAAACCUUGAAACACAACAUCCCACAAGAUUAUUAAAAAUAUGUAGUUGUAAUACACACAAUUAUACUCUUCUACUCCAUAUAAUAUUAGAAAUAAUGAUUAUACAUACACUUUAAUAUUUAAUAACAAACUUUAUUAACUUACAACAACCAAACAAAACUUACAAAUAACGUAAAAUAUACCAACAAUUUUAUACUUACUCUAAUAUCUACAUAAUAACAACGGGAUGUUUUGUCCGACAUCCUUUUGUUUAAUUUUUCUUUUUUAACGUGAUGAUGAAUAUCGGGGGAUUUCCAACACCUUCAAUCCCCCAAAAAACAAACAAACUUAGUGUACUAUUAUUAUAAAACAAACAUAUAAUAUAUAUUAAACGUAUAAAUAUUAUUGGCUUAAAUAAAAUGAAUGCUUUUCUUAAUAAUUGUAUUUAGCUUAAAUCUUAUUAAAACAAAAUAUGAAAAAAUAACAUACUUUAUCUUAAUUAUAAGCUACUAUUCUUAAUAUAAAAAUAAUUUUUCAAAUCUUUUUGUGAAAAUUCCAAAAAUUAAAUACAUCUUAGAGAAUCGUCAGAAGUUGUAAACAAAA
This is a messenger RNA of Calliphora vicina (urban bluebottle blowfly), 1090 nucleotides long. RefSeq names its product peptidyl-prolyl cis-trans isomerase Fkbp12 (gene Fkbp12). The transcript is spliced from 2 exons. Gene Ontology annotation, cellular component: cytoplasm; sarcoplasmic reticulum membrane. Gene Ontology annotation, molecular function: peptidyl-prolyl cis-trans isomerase activity. Gene Ontology annotation, biological process: protein peptidyl-prolyl isomerization. Bases 119 to 445 code for a protein of 108 amino acids. The record is from RefSeq and is a predicted model, not a curated record. NCBI's taxonomy places the organism in Eukaryota, Metazoa, Arthropoda, Insecta, Diptera, Calliphoridae.